AUGGGUCCAUUCAAAUGGUUCCUCUUCGUCUACAUCCUUGGUGGUCUCACCUUCGUGCCGCUUCUGAUUGCCCUCGUCCUCCUCUAUGCCUACUACACGCUCCCUCCGCCGGAAGUGAAGACGGAGAAGCCCAAGUCCAGCGACGAUCCUGCACAACUACUCCGCCCCGAAGAUGACAAGAUUGCAUUCAAGACCGGGACCGACGACCUGGCCGAGCAGUUCCACCGCAAACACGACUCUGACGUCGCCGCCGGCUACUUCGCCGUCUGCAGAGAAUAUGUGCCGGGUGGUGUCCCUGGCAAACCGCCGGACAAGCUGACACCUGCGGGCGACUUGGCCGUCCAGGAGUCGCCCAGCGUCUACCAGAGCAUGUACCGCAGCAUAUUCGACCGGUCGCAGAAACCAACCAUAGAACCCAACAAAGACGGGGCGGGGAAGAACGUCAGAAAAACAAAUAAUGUCUUCUAUGUGGUCUUGAGGCACGGACAUCUGAUGCUUUACGAUGAUAUACAGCAGUUGGAGGUCCGCUAUGUCAUCUCCCUCGAUUACCACGACGUCGAUGUCUAUGCGGGCGGGGAAGAAAUCCCAGAGGGGGAACUGUGGAUCAAGCGAAAUGCCAUCAGAUUGAGGAGGAAAAAGACCCAAGUGGGAGACAAAGCAACUUCGCUACCAUUCUUUCUCUUUGGGCAGAGCCAGUCGGACAAAGAAGAUUUCUACGAUGCCAUUCUCAAGAACCAAGAGAAAAGCAGCACCGAAGAACCACCAGGCCCGCAACUGUUCGAUGUCGAGCACAUUGUGUUACUGGUACAGAAAUUACACUCGUCAGAGGAGCAUUUGCAGACAAGAUGGCUCAAUGCCAUGAUCGGCCGCGUGUUCCUGGCCAUGUACAAGACCCCAGAGCUGGAAGGGUUCAUCCGCGAGAAGCUCACCAAGAAGAUUUCGAGGGUGAGAAAGCCCACUUUCAUCACCAAGCUGGGUUUGCGGAAAAUUGACCUGGGCACCGGCGCACCCUUCUUCAAAAAUCCGAGACUGAAAGACUUGACGGUGGAUGGUGAUUGCACUGUCGAGGCCGACGUCGAUUAUACAGGAAGGCUUAGGAUCGAAAUCGCAGCUACCGCGCGCAUUGAUCUGGGUACACGCUUCAAAGCCCGAGAAGUCGACAUGGUGCUGGCAGUGACGUGCAAAACACUGCAGGGCCAUCUCUUGGUCAGGUGUAAGCCGCCUCCCAGUAACCGAUUCUGGUUCACAUUCGAGAAGAUGCCCCAUCUGGAACUCGAUAUCGAACCCAUUGUCAGUACCCGGCAAAUCACAUACACUUUCAUUCUGAGGGCGAUCGAAAGCAGGAUCCGAGAGGUGGUAGCGGAGAGUAUUGUACAUCCAUUCUGGGACGACGUACCGUUCUUCGACACGAGACAUCAGAAAUAUCGCGGUGGCAUCUGGAAGACGGAGCCCACAUCUACGACUACCACCGAGAUCCCAGACGAGGAACCUGAGGAUGUGAUUGAAACUGGUGGCUCUGGAACGGACACACCGGCAGAGCUAUCGAAGGACGAUAGGGUCAUGAGUAUGCCGGUUUUGGUUGAGACCAACGGCGUGGGCAAGAACAAUUCCGCGAAGAAAUCCAUGGCUUCCUUGAACGACCUGUUUGGUAAGAAAAAGUCGGAAACAACGGAAAAGGCCGACUCAACGACACCCAGAUUGAUGCGAUCAACAUCGUUUGCCAGCGCUGCAGAUCCCACCAUCACUACGAACCAUGCCGAUGCGAACACACCCACUCGUGGCGUAGAUCAGCCGAUGCACAGAGAAAGCGUUGCCACAAUUCUGAAAGAUCUAUCUUCCAGGUCAGUUUCCGGAAACGGGUCAGAACUGGGUUCUCCAGCGGCAUCCCCUUCUGUAGAGUCUGCGAUGGCGGCAGCGUUGAAGGGGCGGUCGUCAAGCAACGCUUCAGGCGUGUCGGAGGAGGAUGACCACAACGGUCCAAGACCCUCCUCCCUGCCCAGGCCCCUGACCAAUGCAAGCCGGUCCUCAACCCAAACAAUCGAUUCUGUCGAUCAAAAGGACAGCAGGCCUGCCUCAGCGCAGGAGAAAAACAAGCCCCUGAAAAGCUUCGCACUCGGUGCGAGAUCUUUGACUGCUGCGGAUAGGAAACAAGCAUUGGCAUCUGUUAAUGCUGCUGCUGCCGCGGCGCAGAAAUGGGGCUGGGGCGUGCUCGCAAGAAAUCGACAACGAGACGCCCAACAAGCGGCAAUGCAGGGAACUUCAGGUGGCGGAUCGGGAAGUCCUCCUACUCCGCGAGAGCCAAUGGGGCGUGGAAGGCCACUUCCACCUCCUGGAGUUCCACUGCCUCCCCCUGAGAAAAUCCGGCCAAACUCAUUCCUGGCACCGAAGCGGAAAGCGGUGCCACCUCCAUUGUUACCGAAGCGCCCCGAGACAGAUGGAUCGCACGAGUCGAUAUCGGCCAAGUCGUCACCAAAACCACCUCUUCCGGAAAGGCGCAAGAGAACGAGCUCUGCGCAGCCUGAGGAUGGUGCAGAGGAUGAAGUGUUUGUGGUUGAAGCUCCGAUGGAAUCACCCACGAGCACAGCUCAUGAUGAACAUCAUGACGACUUUUUUGGUCAUGAGGAGCCCGCAGCACCGGCCAAUGAGUCAUCUCAACCCUCCCUACCAGACAACGGCAGCGAGAACGACGAGCCAGCUGCACCAUCAAUCACAGAAUCCCUUAACCUGGCCCCCUCUGAGCUAGAGAGUGAAACCGAGGAUGUGCAGGAACAGAUACGGCCCCCGUUACCUUCCCGUGGUAGUACGACCCCCGAACAUCUUUUGCAGGAUGAAGAUGAGAUGCAUAGGCAAGAGAUGGGCAUGUAUACAUAA
Fonsecaea nubica is the source of this 2871-nucleotide messenger RNA. RefSeq lists its product as hypothetical. Lineage: Eukaryota; Fungi; Ascomycota; Eurotiomycetes; Chaetothyriales; Herpotrichiellaceae. Bases 1 to 2871 code for a protein of 956 amino acids. The transcript has 2 exons. The record is from RefSeq and is a predicted model, not a curated record. Gene Ontology annotation, molecular function: lipid binding. Gene Ontology annotation, biological process: phospholipid transport. Gene Ontology annotation, cellular component: ERMES complex; endoplasmic reticulum.